Molecule: messenger RNA, 2883 nt
Organism: Nothobranchius furzeri (turquoise killifish)
Lineage: Eukaryota; Metazoa; Chordata; Actinopteri; Cyprinodontiformes; Nothobranchiidae
Gene: asmt2
Product: acetylserotonin O-methyltransferase 2
Biological process (GO): methylation; melatonin biosynthetic process
Molecular function (GO): acetylserotonin O-methyltransferase activity
Source: RefSeq, a predicted model, not a curated record
CCUGCAACUGGACCGAUCGACACCGCCGGUGUGUGUCGACCCAAACCGGUUCUCUCGGUCGUUUACCGGCUUGGGGACCAGAAGAUUUAUUAUUUGUUAUCGAUCAGCUGUUCGGCCGGUUCCGGUUCCCCCAACUCCUCUAACCCUGGCGUGACCUGACGACAGCAUUCGGCUCCAAAUUCUACAGAAUCAGACGUGUUGCUGUUUGUCACGCACUUCCGGUUGGACAGUCCGUGUGUGGGUCAACCAGGUGAGGUGAUGAUGUCAGAACAUCUGUCCCAGAGUGAGCUGGACUAUCCGUUCAGACUGCUGGAGUACAUCAACGGCUUCAGGGUGUCAAAGGUGAUCUUCUCUGCCAGCGAGUUGGGAGUGUUUGACCUCCUGCUGAGGUCCCAGGAGGCCCUCAGUGCCCAACGGGUGGCCCAGGAACUGGGAACCAGCAUGGACGGGAUGGAGCGGCUGCUGGACGCCCUGGUGGGCAUUGAGAUACUGGAGGUAGAGGUGACGAAUGGGACAGCUUUGUACAGCAGCUCGGAUGUGGCUAACCUGUACCUGGCUAAAGGCAGCAGCAAGUCUCUACAUGACAUGAUCAUCUACCAGUCCCAGACCAUCUACCCCCUGUGGAGCCACCUGGGGGACGCCAUCAGGGAGGGGAAGAGCCAGUAUGAGAAGACCUUUGGUCCUCCGUCUGGAGAUGUUUUCCAGACCAUCUACAGAUCUGAGGAGGAGAUGCUGAAGUUCAUGGGUCUGAUGAACUCCUCCUGGGUCAUUGAUGGACACGAUGUUGUGACCGCGUUUAACCUCUCCAGCUUUCAAACCAUCGUUGAUCUUGGAGGAUGCACCGGAGCUCUGGCCCGUGAGAUGCUGGAGGCGUACCCCUCGUCCUCGGUCAUCGUGUUUGACCUGCCGCAGGUUGUGGAAGCAGCUCAGAAACAUUUCUGUCAGGAGAACAAAGCUGUGAAGUUUCAGUCUGGAGAUUUCUUCUCAGGAGACAUUCCUGCUGCUGAUCUGUACGUAUUAGCCAGAAUCAUCCAUGACUGGUCUGAGGAGACGUGUCUGACUCUGCUGAAGAGUAUUUAUGACACCUGUAACCCUGGUGGAGGCGUCCUGCUGGUGGAGGCCAUGCUGUUUGAAAACAAGCGAGGUCCAGUCUCAGCUCAGAUGUUCUCCCUGAACAUGCUGGUCCAGGCCGAGGGUCGGGAGCGUUCUCCAUCAGAGUACACCCACCUGCUCAACAGAACCGGCUUCCACAACGUGCAGGUCCACAGAACCGGAAAGUCCUAUGACACCAUCCUGGCCCUCAGAUGAGUCCAGAAACACUCGGAGGUUCUGUCUGAGAAGCAAAGUUCUGUUCUGCUUUGUUUGGGUUUACUGAUUACGUUUAAAGAAAACUGAUUUACAAACCUUGUGGAUUAGAGGAGCUUCUGGAUUGGGAUCCAUAAUUAAUCAUAAUAAAACUUAAUAAUAUGAUGUGAUAUUAUACAAUUCUCUAUGAUCAGGAUUUUCUAAAGGUUCUUUUAGAAGCUCCAGCUGAUGCUGAAGGCUGCUGCCAUCCGAUUUCUGCAGGUUCAGCCUAACUUCUAACGCUCUGAAGCUCCUUCUUAUUCUAUUAGACAUCUUCUUGGUCCAGAUGCUCCCACCAGAACAUCUGGCUCUCAGGCUGCAGGUUUGGUUCUUAGAGUUUCCCACAGUAGAAUGUGAGGUAGAGCUUUUAAUUUUUCAGCCUCCUCUCUGGUGGAACCAGAUUCCAGUUUCCAUCCAUCCCUGUCCAAGACUAAGCUUCUAACUUUCCUUUGAAAUAAAUAUUCUAGUUUGGGUGAGCCUGGCUCAUCCCUUUAGUUAUGCUGCUAUAGAUUUAGACUGCUGUGGGACAUUCUGGGUUAUCCUGGCUCAUCCCUUUAGUUAUGCUGCUAUAGAUUUACCAGGCAUUUCCGCCAGACACAUAAGCAUCAUGUAACGAACAGAAAACAUAUUACGCAACAGUUGGCUGCUGUUUUAGAGGAUGGAAGCAUUUCCACCGGCUGUGACACGUUACGUUUUGGAAGUUUCCCAGAAGUGUGUUUGAAGUCUAUUUUUAGUGCGACGCAUUAAACUCUGCUGUUCUAAUCAGGCCAAACAGGAAGUCAAACACAAUGUCAAACUUUACGUUUGAAUGUCAGAAACAUUCAAACAUGGAUUUCCGGUUGCUUAACCAGUAAAAAUGCACAUAAUCGCCUACGAAACCUCCGUAGCCGAGGUAAAAAGAAAGGAAAUAAAUAUUUUUGGAUUCACGCUGUCAUCUUUCUUUUUGCUUGUUAUUGUGUUAGCUACUGAAAUCAGGCGUGGCCUUGCAAUUAUUCUGUGAUUUUGUUAUCUACUGGGACCAACGACGCUCCCGUUUCACUUCUGAAACGCUGCCAGUGGGAAAGGAACUCAUGAGUAAAAUGCUUCUAUUACGUUACAUGCUGCUUACGCAUCCAGUGGAAAUGCUGGGUUAGACUAAUGGAGGAUGUAUUGACCUCUUGUCCUCACGCUGCUGGCUGUACUCCGUGUUGUGUUAAUUUGUAAAUGUAAUCUUGACUCAGUAACUCUUUUUUUUUUGGGCUUCUUUAAGUGAAAACAAAAUAUUGGAGUAUUUGCAACGGUCUUUAGGAGAAAUGUGUGAUAGUGUCACCAUGCAUGUAUUUCUGGGUCCAUUUAUCAGUAUUCUUUUAUUCUUGUUUUUUUACUGAGUAAAGUGUCAAAUGUAAUUGUUUGCUGUUUUAGUGUGUGUCUCAUCCAGAUGUGCAGCUGAAAUCUGAUUUCUGAACAGGCCUGGGUCGGUUUGUGUUUUCUUGUUGGUGAUGAAUGAAGUUUUACAUUUUUUCCAAUAAACGCCCCCUGGUGGUGGGCUUUAUUGAUGCA